Mangifera indica (mango) is the source of this 1516-nucleotide messenger RNA. Its product is annotated as extensin-3-like. The record is from RefSeq and is a predicted model, not a curated record. NCBI's taxonomy places the organism in Eukaryota, Viridiplantae, Streptophyta, Magnoliopsida, Sapindales, Anacardiaceae. The coding region runs from base 51 to 1175 and encodes 374 amino acids. The transcript has 2 exons.
CGCUUGAGAGCAUAAGCAAAACCCCAUUUAGCUAAUUUUGUAGUCAAAUUAUGGGGUCUUCAAUGGCCUCUCUUUUGGCCACUCUUUUAGUGGCAAUAAUCUCUCUUACCCUCCCUUUUGAAACCAUUGCUGAUGAUCACUAUCUUUACUCUUCUCCUCCACCACCUAAGAAGCCUUACCACUACAAAUCUCCACCUCCUCCACCCGAGAAGCCUUAUCACUACAAAUCUCCACCUCCUCCACCCUACCACUAUAAAUCUCCACCUCCCCCACCCAAGAAGCCUUACCACUACAAAUCUCCACCUCCUCCACCCUACCACUACAAAUCUCCACCUCCCCCACCCAAGAAGCCUUACCACUACAAAUCUCCACCUCCGCCACCGAAGAAGCCUUACCACUACAAAUCUCCACCUCCGCCACCCAAGAAGCCUUACCACUACAAAUCUCCACCUCCUCCACCCAAGAAGCCUUACCACUACAAAUCUCCACCUCCCCCACCCAAGAAGCCUUACCACUACAAAUCUCCACCUCCUCCACCCAAGAAGCCUUACCACUACAAAUCUCCACCUCCCCCACCCAAGAAGCCUUACCACUACAAAUCUCCACCUCCCCCACCCAAGAAGCCUUACCACUACAAAUCUCCACCUCCCCCACCCUACCACUACAAAUCUCCACCUCCUCCACCCAAGAAGCCUUACCACUACAAAUCUCCACCUCCACCACCCUACCACUACAAAUCUCCACCUCCCCCACCAAAGAAGCCUUACCACUACAAAUCUCCACCUCCACCACCCUAUCACUACAAAUCUCCACCUCCCCCACCCAAGAAGCCUUACCACUACAAAUCUCCACCUCCCCCACCCAAGAAGCCUUACCACUACAAAUCUCCACCUCCACCACCCUAUCACUACAAAUCUCCACCUCCCCCACCCAAGAAGCCUUACCACUACAAAUCUCCACCUCCACCACCCUACCACUACAAAUCUCCACCUCCCCCACCCAAGAAGCCUUACCACUACAAGUCCCCUCCACCCCCACCGCCAGUUCACAAGUGUCCUCCUCCACCGGUAUACAAGUCACCACCACCACCCGAAAAGCCAUACAAGUACAAGUCUCCUCCACCACCUCCUCCUCAUUACAUCUACGCUUCACCCCCUCCUCCACACCACUACUAGAAGGCGCGCCUUUGAUAUCUAUCUUCCUUUUCAGGAGAAAAUAUCAAAAUAAGGAAGGCAUAGCUGAAGAGCUAGCUCGAUCUAUAGUGUGCAAGAAAUUAAGCGAGUUUCCGCGUUUGUUUUUAUCGUAUUUAAUUGGAAGGAUAAUAAGAGGCAUGUGAAAAAAAGAAAUCAAUUAUGAAAAGACUGCUCAAUUAUCCUUUUCAGCACUGAUAGUUUCUGUAAUUGCACUUCUCUUUCUUUCGAACAGCGCGUCUUAAUGUAUUUUUCAAUCUUUUUGGCAAGACCAUGCAGAGAUUGAUCAUAAAAUAAAAUAAAAAGGAAUGAAUUUUCCUAUGAAA